GCCGCCCUCGGUCACUCUGAGCGCCGGCAGGCGCUUCCUGUGAGUCAGUGUGAAACUAACAUCGCAGAACAGCGCUGGAAGACACGGCUAGUGGAGGUGUUGGCUGGGAAUAACACCUGCUCGAAAGCAAAACAAAAGAACUGGUGGGGUGUGCUGAACUCCCUGACCGAUUGUCAUUAAAUGUUUUAGCUUUCUGUGCAUCUGAGGAUGUGAUAUUUGGGAUGUCUAGGCGGACUGCUGCAAUAGAGAAGAGUACUUGGCUGUUACCCCAAGUGUGAGCAUAAAAUAUGAUUCUUUGCCUGCUGCACCAAAUUCCCUAAGAGCUUCUUUUGCAGUUUGUUCACGUGGUCUCAACUACAAUGCAGCAAGCUUUAGAACAGGCAUUGGAUCGUGCCGAGUAUAUCAUUGAAAGUGCCCGUCAGAGACCUCCCAAAAGAAAAUAUUUAUCCAGUGGAAGAAAAUCUGUGUUUCAAAAACUCUAUGAUUUAUAUACAGAAGAAUGUGAAAAGGAGCCCGAGAUAAAGAAGCUGAGGCGAAAUGUGAAUUUACUUGAGAAGCUGGUUAUGCAGGAGACAUUGUCAUGUCUGGUAGUGAACCUCUAUCCGGGAAAUGAGGGUUAUUCACUUAUGCUCAGGGGAAAAAAUGGUUCAGAUUCUGAGACCAUUCGUCUGCCUUAUGAGGAAGGAGAGCUGCUUGAAUAUUUGGAUGCAGAGGAACUACCCCCUAUUUUGGUUGAUCUUUUGGAAAAAUCUCAGGUUAAUAUUUUUCAUUGUGGAUGUGUCAUAGCAGAAAUACGUGACUACAGGCAGUCUGGUAACAUGAAAUCUCCAACAUACCAAAGCAAACACAUUCUUUUGCGUCCUACAAUGCAGACUUUAAUUUGUGAUGUGCAUUCUAUAACAAGUGACAACCACAAAUGGACACAGGAGGACAAACUCCUACUUGAGAGCCAACUUAUUUUGGCUACAGCAGAGCCUUUGUGUCUUGAUCCUUCAAUAGCAGUGACGUGUACUACAAACAGGCUCCUGUACAACAAGCAGAAGAUGAACACUCGCCCCAUGAAACGGUGCUUUAAAAGGUACUCAAGGUCCUCUCUGAACAGACAGCAGGAAGUAGCUCACAACUCAACUCCACCUCAGCUCAGACUUCUUGACUACUUACAGAAAAGGAAGGAGAGGAAAGCAACCCAGCAAUAUGACCUCAAAAUUUCUAAAGCUGGCAAUUGCGUAGAUAUGUGGAAACAGAACCCUUGCUACUUGACUGCACCUUCUGAAGUAGACGUGGAAAAAUAUGCCAAAGUGGAAAAGUCUAUCAAACCUGAUGACUCACAACCAACUGUCUGGCCAGCACAUGAAAUAAAAGAUGAUUAUGUAUUUGAAUGUGAAGUUGGUAAUCAGCUUCAAAAAACAAAGCUGACCAUUUUCCAGUCUCUUGGCAAUCCCUUGUACUAUGGUAAAAUUCAGACACUCAAAGGUGAUGAGGAAAAUGACAACCUAUUAACUCCAUCACAGUUCCUUAUUGGUUCGAAGACUGAUGCUGAAAGGGUGGUGAACCAGUAUCAGGAGUUAGUACAAAGUGAAGCUAAAUGUCCUGUGAAAAUAUUUCAUAACUCAAGUGGAUCAGUCAAUCUUAGUCAUCUUUCUCCAGGGAAGGAAAUGGAACAGCCAGAAAGCAUAUCAGGUUCUGUUCAGUCUUCAGUGCUGGGGAAAGGUGUAAAACACCGACCUCCUCCUAUCAAAUUACCUUCAAGUUCAGGAAGUAGUUCUUCAGGUAAUAUUUUUAGUUCACAACAGUCAAGUGGCCAUCUAAAAUCCCCAACUCCUCCUCCUCCUUCUAAGCCUCCAGGUCUUUCUCGGAAACAGUCUAUGGAUCUUAAUCAAGUUAGCAUGCUCUCUCCAGCUGCCAUGUCUCCUGCGAGCUCUUCACAAAGGUCUGGAACUCCUAAACCAUCUACUCCUACUCCAACCAACACCCCUUCAUCGACCCCACACCCUCCUGAUGCUCAGAGCUCAACUCCUAUUACCCCUUCUGCCACCCCUACUCCCCAAGAUUCAGGCUUCACCCCUCAGCCCACUUUGUUAACCCCAUUUGCUCAGCAGCAAAUGUCUCUGAGCCAGGCAUUGCCUGUAAUGACCAUUCCUCUUUCCACCAUGGUAACAUCCAUUACUACAGGAACAACCUCCACCCAGGUCAUGGCAAACCCUGCAGGACUUAACUUCAUCAAUGUAGUGGGCUCUGUGUGUGGAGCACAGUCCCUGAUGAGUGGUUCAAACCCUAUGCUGGGGUGCAACACUGGUGCCAUAGCCCCUGCAGGUAUAAAUCUGAGUGGCAUUUUACCAUCAGGAGGUCUGGUACCAAGUGCGCUGCCCGCUGCAAUGCAGUCUGCCUCUCAAGCAGGCAGCCCCUUUGGUUUGAAAAAUACAUCAAAUCUUCGGCCCUUAAAUCUUCUACAGGGGUCUGACCAAGGUCCAUCCAAUCAAGAUCAGGCAUUAUCUGCCCAACAAGCUGCUGUAAUUAACCUGACCGGAGUAGGGAAUUUUAUGCAACCUCAAGCCACAGUGUUGUCUCAGCUUGGCUCUGCCGUGAACAGACCUGGGCAAAGCCUUCCUCAGCAGAGACUCCAGCUCUCUUCUGCCUUGCAACAGCAGCAAACCUUGCAGCAGCAACAGAUACAAUUGCGAUUCUUGCAGCGUCAAAUGGCUAUGGCAGCGGCAGCAGCAGCACAAGCAGCUCACCUGCAUCAUCAACAGCAUUCAGGCAGCCACUCAAAAAGUAAAAGGAAAAGAGGCACACCAGCCCCUCCAAAAUCAUGAGACUUGCCUCCUCCCCAAAAAAUUGAUUCAAAGGGGAUUUUUUUCAGAUUAAUAAGGAGAAAGCCUAAAGUUAAAUCAGUGUUUUUUAUUACUGGUGGGAAAAUUAACUUUUGACAUUACACUAAAAGAAUGAACUGAUUUUGGAAGCCAGCCCUACAGAACCUAGAAAUUUCAUCUAUAAAGCAGCUAGGUCUGGUUUCCUUAAGUAAAUUUUUUAACAGAAUGUUUUAUCUUGUAUUUUUUACCACUUAACAGCAUUGUACAUAGAAUAAGGGUGAAAAACAUUUUA
Empidonax traillii (willow flycatcher) is the source of this 3102-nucleotide messenger RNA. It is a transcript of the gene SUPT20H, whose product is annotated as SPT20 homolog, SAGA complex component. Gene Ontology annotation, molecular function: transcription coregulator activity. Lineage: Eukaryota; Metazoa; Chordata; Aves; Passeriformes; Tyrannidae. The record is from RefSeq and is a predicted model, not a curated record. Gene Ontology annotation, biological process: regulation of transcription by RNA polymerase II. Gene Ontology annotation, cellular component: SAGA complex. Bases 360 to 2813 code for a protein of 817 amino acids. The transcript is spliced from 24 exons.